GAAUUAAAGCACGACCUAACACAGCUUCGCUAAAUUAACCCCAACACAACUCACAUGGAUCCGGAAUGUGACGAAAACGCAAUCACUAACGAACAAUACGAAGACUUGUGUCAGCAGUUUUCCUACUUAUCCACCUCUCGGCGUCUGGCAUGGGAUGAUCUGAAAGGUGCGUUGGAAUUAUUAAAUGUUUCAUUGGCCGGACAUGAACUUCGAGAACUUGCAGGAGCACCAAAGCAGUGGGUGACGAUGGAGGAGUUUGCCGAUCUGUACGCUAGAGCUCGGGAUAUGAAGGAUAACACGAAGAUGAUUCGUAAAGCAUUACUCCUCAAGGCGGUUACGGACGUGAAGGCUUUCACCAGCAAUAAGGAUAGCGACAUUCGUCAUUCUGUCAGCAAAGCCGAAGAACGUGGAUUCACACUCUGGAUCAACAAGCGUCUUGAAGGGGAUCCAGAUUUAAAACCUAACAUUUUGCCGAUUGACCCUAAUGUGGAUGGUCAGUUGUACGAUCGCUGCCGUAACGGUAUACUUUUAUGCAAACUGGUCAACGUCGUCGCUCCUAACACGAUUGAUGAACGCAGCGUGAACAAGGGGGCUGCGCUGAAAAACGUUUUUCAUGUGAACGAGAAUUUGACUUUGGCCAUCAAUUCGGCAGCCUCCAUCGGCUGCUGCGUGGUGAACAUGGGUCCGGACGAUGUUGAAAAACAAAAGCGACAUAUUGUACUUGGAUUAAUUUGGCAAUUGAUUCGCAAGGGCUUGGUGGACACAAUUACGUUGACACGGCACAGUGAACUGAUUUGCUUGCUUCAAGAAGGUGAAUCUCCUAAUGACCUGAUGCGCCUGAAGCCGGAGGAGAUUUUACUCCGUUGGGUUAACUAUCAUUUGGAGCGUGCUGGAGUAGAUCGAAGAAUGAAAAAUUACAAUCGGGACCUAAAGGAUUCUGUGAUAUACACAUACUUGAUUAAUCAGAUAGCACCAUUUGAAAAGCGGGGAAAGCUAAAAUCCCCGGCAGAAAUACUAAACUCAUCGAGUGAUAAAGAGCGAGCAGUUCAAGUACUUAACAAUGCCGAGCUCUUGAAUGCCAGGACCUUCUUAUCACCAGAGGACAUUUACAUGGCUAGUGAACACACAGAUCGGUUGCAUUUGGGAUUUUUGGCGACGUUGUUUAACAUGUACCCAGGAAUGGAUCCGCAGGGAACUUGGACCAUCGAAGGUGAAACACUCGAGGAGAGGACGUAUAAAAACUGGAUGAACUCUCUUGGAGUCAGGCCUUUUGUCAGUUUUAUCGACAUGGAUCUCAGCAACGGUUUGGUGCUGCUUCAACUCAUCGAUAUUAUCCGGCCUGGAACAGUGGACUGGUCGAAAGUUGUGCACAAUUUCGAUCCAAUGAAGCGAUUAUUUCAAGAGCAAGGGAACUGCAACUUGGUCAUCACUUCGGCGCGCUCCAUCAACAUUGUGUUUGUCAACGUGAGUGGGGAGGAUAUUAGAGAAAGAAACAAAAAGCUCAUCCUUGGAGUAGUCUUCCAACUUAUGCAUGCGUACACCUGCAAGCUGUUGCAUGAGGCUGCUGGUGAUGGGACGCUCGCUCCGCGGGAUGAAAAAGAAGUAAUCACCUGGGCCAAUGAGCGGCUGGCAGAUGCAAAGGCACAACCAUUGCGUGGGCUUCGUGAUCCUGCGUUCGCCACUGGCGUGCCGAUCCUACAGCUGUUGGAACAAAUUCGACCUGGCUCCACCAAUCGGGAGGUGUGGAAAGGAGGGAAGACUGAUAAUAUGUCCAUGUGUACCUACGCCAUCUCCUGCUGCCGCAAAGCUGGAGCGUGCAUUUACGCCCUACCAGAGCAUUUACGAGAUCUGAACGGCAAAAUGAUACAGACUGUCUUGAUUUGUCUACAAGCCCUGGACUACAGUCUGCAAAGAAGAGCAGAGCACAGUAAAACAAAGGUAAAAAAGACGAAAAUUAACUGGCUUCCUGUAGACGACCCUGAUAAAUCCCUUUCAGAAUCCGAAUAAAAUUGGUAGAAUUAUCACAACGGCAUGAUACAGGACAGCCUUUGUUAAGAGAUGCUCUGUUUGAAAAUCUCAUUUUGAAUCUUGUUGUAAGCAGGUGCGCAGAUUGUCAUUGUACUUUUGGUGUG
Messenger RNA from Dicrocoelium dendriticum, 2132 nucleotides. Lineage: Eukaryota; Metazoa; Platyhelminthes; Trematoda; Plagiorchiida; Dicrocoeliidae. The record is from the annotation of a GenBank genome assembly.